UACUAUAUACACACAUCAGCCACUCACUUGGCCACAUUUUACUACAGCUCUAGAUUUCCUUUAUGCUGCUGCCCAGCAGUACUUUUGGUCUUGGUGUUCAUUUUGCUAGGGACUUGUUGUAACCACAAGGGCAUAUUUUUGACAUCGGUGUCACGUGUUAAUAACAUAGUCGCUUAUUCUUCAGACGAAUAUCUUUUAUCGGCAGUAGGAAGAAUAGAUUAUACGGUGAUUGACUUAAAGUGCACAAGAAUGAAUCUGGAGCUUUACUCUGCACGAUUCUGACCUAAUUAUUAGGACGCGGAACUGACAACCGACACACUUCAUGCGAUACGAUACAGAGUCGGCAAAUUGGAGUGUACUUAUUAUUCUACAGUGUGUGAUCAACGAGUAUAAUUGAAUACCUAUUAGCAAGCACAAUGGUGCCAAAACGUGUAAAAUUCUUGACGACGAGAGGAGAAGAGUGACAAUGAUAACAUUGAAUAGCAUCAUUCUUCUGCUGCCACACAUAUCUACUUCUUGAAGAGAUCGAGUGCGGUGACGAGAUGGGCCUUUGUCUGUGCAAGGACAGGAGUUCAUCAUCUGAGACCACGACUUGCUGCGGCUGCACGUCCCUCAACUGCCCCUGUUGCUUCCGGUGGGGCAAGAUUCGUGGUGGAGGCAGCCGAGACUCUGCGGCGAACGGUGGUGGCAGAGUUACCAGUGGUCACAACAGGGACACACUUGGGUCGGACCGAACCACCAGCAGUGCAGCCUCUGACCCCAACUUUCUCAUCACCCACCUCAGUCCUCCCCUCGUCGACAGCUAUGUGCUGGAAACGCUCAAAAUACUGAGAACUCUGGUUGGCAAUGACGCUGAGGCUCCUUCUUCCAUGGUGAAGCUGCACAGAAUAGCGGAACUAGAGGAAGGUUGGCUCAUGGUGGUGACGUCCCUGGUGAACAGUAUUCCGAUGAAUGAUCCUUUGGGUCCCGCAGUCAUUUCUUUGCUCCUGGAUGAUUGUCCCCUCCCCACAAAGGAAAAUGCGAUGCAACUUAGCAAACAUUUACGUCUCUCAAACCACACAAAUUAUGAUGUUCGACAGAAAAGAAACAUAUGCAUUGUGCUGGGAUGUUUAGCAGAGAAGUUAGCUGGACAAAACAGCACGAUUUUAUUAAAUGACGAAGUUAUGAACUACUUAAUAUCACAACUGAAUCCGACGGUGAAUCCAGCCAUCAUCUUGUUUGCCAUAAUUGCCCUUGAAAAGUUUGCUCAAACAAGCGAGAAUAAGACUGUAAUAAUGAAAAGCAUCCAAUCCACCUCCGAGAACCCAUUACUGAAACUUGAGAGUAUGGCAGAUUCCGAAAUAUAUGACCAACGACAAGUUGGAUUUUGUUCCCAGUGGUCUCUCGACAAUAUUUUCAUGAUUCCAAGCCGACCGUUUGGUUAUGAAAUGGUGGAUAAUUCCGGAAUAAACGUCAUACUCAACAGCUAUGAUGUUAGCGAGUACUUAAAAAUUUCACCCAGUGGAUUAGAGGCACGGUGUGAUGCUUCUUCCUUUGAAAGUGUACGUAGCACCUUUCAAGUGGACUCUGGCACAUGGUACUAUGAAGUUCUCAUAAUUACUGAAGGCGUCAUGCAGAUUGGAUGGGCUACAAAAGCUAGCAAAUUUCUUAAUCAUGAAGGAUAUGGAAUUGGAGAUGACGAAUUUUCCGUGGCGUACGAUGGAUGUCGACAAGUAAUGUGGCAAGCAGCACAGAGUGAGCCGAUGUCGACACCUUGUUGGAAGCCUGGCGACAUUCUGGGAACUUACCUUGACUUGGAGAAAUUUGAAAUGAUAUUUUAUCUCAAUGGGGCCCUCAUCAAGAUCCACACAGACGUUUUUAAGCAUACCAAAUCCGGUUUCUUCGCAGCCGGGAGUUUUAUGUCAUUCCAACAAUGUGAAUUCAAUUUUGGGAGUCGGCCUUUCAAAUUUCCUCCGAAAGGGAAACAUUUUAAAAACUUUAACCAGUACGCCAAAUUGGGAGACGAGUGCCGGGUGGUUCUGCCCAGGCACUUGAAAAUGGAGUAUCUCAGGAAAGUCAGCGUAAAGGAAAAUUCCUGCAACCUUUGCUAUGAUCACAUCGCGAAUGUGAGGCUUCUCCCUUGUGAACACUGCGGGUUUUGUAACACUUGUGCCGACCAGUUGGAAAGCUGCCCCUUGUGUCGAAAAGUCAUUGAGAACAAGAUCACAUUAUUCGAAGCUUAAACCCUUAUAAAGUGGACUGUGCUGCGUUAUGCAUCGCUUACCUACUACAACACAACAUGAGUUUCUGACAAUGCCUCGUAUACUCUCGUACGUACCUCGGAGGAGUAGAACAAGAGUACUUAAUUAGCCAAUUACGAAAAUAAUGCAAGCAUUAAAUCAAAUUAAAAUCGACUACACGAAAAGCCAAUAGCCAUCCACAUAUAUGUAUAAUAUACCCGUUCUUCUUCUUCAUCAUCCUCUUCAAGGUGCUAAUUGUGAUUCCUCCAAUAAUCUCUAAUCCGUGACAGUCUUAUAUAUCAAAUUCUAUAUAUGCACAUUGAAGAUAACCUCCAAAAUUAUGCCUGUCCCCUGACAUGCAUCGUGGUCGAUGUAAAAAAUUGUGAUUAGUGAAAAUUUGAUGGCGUCAUCCUGAAUCCCUGAAUCAAGACGGCAGUCAAGUUUGGAGGAGUCAGUUUGCGGAGGACUAUUUAAUUAAUAUUAAACAGCGACAAUACGUGCAUAGGGUUGUAUGCACAAUGACAGGACCCUCUUCUAUUCUGUAACAGAGAAAGCAUAUGCUUUGUCCCUUUCUUUAUACUUGGUAUAGAAAGAAGCAAUCAAUUAUAUAUGGCGUUGUCGGUGGAAAGAUGUUUUAUGAAAUAUAUAUUAUUGCUCCCCGACACGAAAUAAUUUAUUAUCGAAAUAUAUGUACAACCAUCCUAAAAUACGCAUCGGUUAUUAUUAUUAUUAUUAUACAUAAUAUAUGAUACGUCGUUCGACCCGUUGUCGCAGUUAUUCUCGUACCUGACUGAAUAAAUCAUCUACUUACUAUAUGAAUAUGUAA
Messenger RNA from Folsomia candida, 3045 nucleotides. RefSeq names its product RING finger and SPRY domain-containing protein 1. Gene Ontology annotation, cellular component: cytoplasm. The transcript has 15 exons. NCBI's taxonomy places the organism in Eukaryota, Metazoa, Arthropoda, Collembola, Entomobryomorpha, Isotomidae. Gene Ontology annotation, molecular function: protein binding; ubiquitin-protein transferase activity. Bases 543 to 2222 code for a protein of 559 amino acids. The record is from RefSeq and is a predicted model, not a curated record.